This is a messenger RNA of Ruditapes philippinarum (Manila clam), 6801 nucleotides long. Its product is annotated as mediator of RNA polymerase II transcription subunit 25-like. NCBI's taxonomy places the organism in Eukaryota, Metazoa, Mollusca, Bivalvia, Venerida, Veneridae. The record is from RefSeq and is a predicted model, not a curated record. Gene Ontology annotation, biological process: positive regulation of transcription by RNA polymerase II. Gene Ontology annotation, cellular component: mediator complex; transcription regulator complex.
GAUCAGCAACAGAGAAUGUUUGGUGGUGGUCAGAUGAACAAGCCACCUGGUAUGUCAGUGACCAACAUGGCCCAGCAACAGCCCCAGUUACCGUACAGCACAAUGGGUCGACCACCAAACCAGACUUCACAGGGUAUUAACUCUACAGCUAAUCAGGACAUGAGCAUGAUGAAUCAAGCCAGGCUACAGAACAUGGGAGGUCCUCAGAUGUCACAGGACACUGGUAUUAUGCCAGUUGUUGGCGGCAACCCUCAAACUACCAACAUGCAACAGUCAAAAUCAGGCAUGAUGGUGAAUAUGGGACCAAAUAUGGGACCUGGGCCACAUAACAUGGUACCAGCAUCUACUGGUAUUACAUCAAUGCCUUCUAGUACAGGUGGGGUUGUUGGUGUAACACAAGCGCCAGCUAACAUGGGAGGUAAUGCAUUUGCCCAGCAACAGAUACCUGGACCAGAUCAACAAGUAGCAAACCCUCUACAGAACAGAAAUAUUAUAUGGAAAGGACAGUUAGAAUGGCAAGAUAAGAAGACAGUGAUGCAGGGACCCAGUGCUAGAAUAACAAGAAGUCUAGGAUGUAUGGUAUCAAUAGCAAGAACCGAUUCAGAUAUUAACACCCAAAGUUGGCCAAGUACUUUAAUCAUGCAGUUGAUGCCACAGACUUUAUUAAACUCACAGCAGUUACAUCCCUUGUUUAAAAAUAGCAGACAGGUGGCGUUCCAUUUUCACAACACAAAUCUUGAUGAUUUAAGAAACUUGUAUAAAGUGAUGGGCAGUGGAUUUGCUGGAUGUGUUCAUUUCCCACCAAGUACAGCAUGUGAUAUCCGUGUUCUAUUGUUACUGUUCAGUAAUAAAAGGAAAUCAUUUGUUGGUUUGAUACCUAAUGAUCAGAGUGGAGUGGUAAAUGGAAUACGCCAAGUGAUAACACAACAUAAACAAAGGACUCAGGCUAAGUUGCUGAGCAGUCAGUUUGGAAUACCCACUCCUUUAAGUUCCCAGAUGCAGCAGACACCUGGACAGAAUCCUAUGCCAGGACCAGGUGGAAUGCCAGGUAUGGGACCACAAAAUAUGGGCGGUAUGGUGCCAGGCUCAGGGCCCGGUGCAGCACAGAUGCCCGGAGCUACUAUAGGAAUGCAGCAGCCUAGAAUGGGAAUGGAUCAGGACAGUCAAAUGGUUCAGGCACUGAAAAUGCAACAAGAACAAAAGGCAAGACAACAACAACUUCUAGAUGAGAUGUAUUAUGGGCCACCACAAAAUAUGUUUUCGGUUCAACAACAACAACAACAGCAGCAGCAGCAAAUGCAGCAGCGUCAACAGUUACAAAUGCAGCAGCAGCAACAACAACAACAGCAACAACAACAACUUAGACAUCUGCUGCUAAAUCAGCGUCAACAACAGCAGCAGCAACAACAACAACAGAUGAUGAUGCAAGGUCAAGGUCAGCCACCAGGAAUGAUGGGAGGUCAACAAGGGAUGCCGGGUCAAGUUCCAAGUGGAAUGGGGAACCAGAUGUCUCAACCACAACAACAACAGAAUCUGCUCUUUGAUGACUUUGAUCUGCCUUUAUGAAAUAAUAAUAUAACAAGCUAAAGUUCUUCUUUUAUGAAAUAUUUAUAUGCCAUAAAUUAUGGAGUAAGCAUUUAAAAUGCCAAAGUUAAGAGCUUGACUUUAUUAUGUAUGUUGUAACAAGAUCUAAAUCUGCCCUUGUGUAGUGUUUAGUUUUAUGUACAUUGUAACAGGCACUUGAUCUGCCUCAUUAAAGUGCUUGAUUUUAGGUAUAUGAUCUGCCUCAUUAAAGUGCUUGAUUUUAGGUAUUUGAUAUGCCUCAUUAAAGUGCAUAAUUUCGUGUACAUCGUAACAGGCACUUGAUCUGCCUCAUUAAAGUGCAUGAUUAAAUGCACAUCAUAACAGGUACUUGAUCUGCCUCAAUAAUGUGCUUGGUUUUUAUGUACAUCAAUUCAGAUAUUUGAUCUGCCCCAUUUAAGUGCAUAAUUUUAUGUACAUCAUUACAGGUACUUGAUCUGCCUCAUUAAAGUGCUUGAUUUAAUGUACCUCCUAACAAGCAUGUGAUCUACACAAAUGAAGUGUUGGACAUGUCAUUCAUUCAAAAUGAACUAAAUCAUCUUCUUUUUUAAGAAAAAUUGACCUUUUCGAAAAACCUAGCUUAACACCGUUUUCCGGUACGUUACCGUUUUAGCUCUGGGGAAUUACACCAAAUGAAGUACAUAACACAGUUACGUGAUAUUUCUAUUUUCUAUCAUUAUUUAACCCUUUAAGGUGAAAAAAUUGAUGUUUUUGAAAAUUAUCAAUAUUCCUUUGAUAUCUAUUGCAAAUUAUUCAAAAAAAUAAAUCAUUUAUAAUGAAAAUCAAUAAAAUUCAAACAGACGUAGUGGAAUCUUCCAUAAUAAAUAAGGUUAUUUUCUGUGUAAACUUGUGCAUUUACUUUAUUUUUUGUAUGGAAAUAUUCAGACAAUGAUAUUUAAUUAUUUUCUUAUAAAAGAGAUAACUGUUUUAUUUCAAUUUAAUUUAAAAAAGGCCGAAAACAUCGAGUUCCCUAUUACACUCCAUUAGGUGAAUUCCCCAGAGCUAUGUACAGAAAGUACCGGAAAACGGCGAUUAGCUAGGUUUUCGAAUUCGUGAAUUAAAACUGUUGUACAGACUGAAUUAACAGUGCAGACCAUGAUCAUUUGGCACAGAUUAAGUCAUAACUUGAUAAGACAGUGUGGAUGUAUGGCUGAUUUUUAUUGCACUAAUCAAAUGGAUAUUGUAUCAGGCUAAAUAACUUAAAAUUCCAUCUGUUGCAUGAAUGAGAUAUAAGAAACCUAUCCAGAAAUCAAAGGAAUAUAUACUAAAUGAAAAAAGUGAUUUUGUUUUGCCAGUUUAUUCUAUAUUUUUGUACUUCCGUUUUUUUGAAAGCUUUUGUAAAGCCAUUGUAUUGAAUGUAUUGUAUUAUAUGAGUCAGUUUUUAUUUUCAAACAUGUUUAAAUACUUGUUUAUAACAGUAUUUAUAUUUAACUGUCUCAAAAUGUGUGUGUAUAUAGAUAUGAUCUGUUAAUUAAGUCAGUAACUGUCUAUAAAAUACUUGCAUAAAUUAUGAAUUAUUUAACAAACAUUAAUGAAUACUAAGAGGAGUGUUUAAUUUAGCCAUUUGCUUUGAAAAAUGAGUCUCAAGAUAUUAAAGACUUCUAUAUUAAAGGUCCAAUUUUUAUAGAAUCUAAGCUUCAAUGAAACCCUGUCUGAUGACGGCAUAUUUGGUUUUCAUUGCAGUUACUGUAUGGUAAUAACUUAUGAAAUACAUUACAUCCUUUAUUGUCAGAAAAUUUGUUUGAAAAUCAUACCAAAGUACCUAAAUUUGUAAAUUUCUGUUAAAGUGAGUGGGGCAUACUAACACCACUACUGGCAUGCGAGCAGUUCCCGUAAAGAAGCAGUACCCGUAUUUUUCAUUUAAACGCUUGAUUUUUACUUGCAUUCUUCAAAAAUUCAUUUCAAAUCAAACAGAUACAUAAACGAGACAAAAUCUAAGUGUCAGUUCUGCAGUACGUAUAUAAAGUCUCAUUUUAAAUCACUUUCACCUGUGCGUCGUCAAAACGUGACCUUGUUUUCUCUGGGGGAUUCCGUCCUUGCGUGCAUGCGCAAAAAUACUUACAUGUGAGGCUUGUUAAAGGGUUUUCCACUAAUACCACCUGUUUACAGAUAAGUAGACAAUGUGAUGAAAACUUGUUUAAUUAUCAGAAUUUUGACCAAUAUUACUAUAUAAAAUAAUAUUUAUGGCUUUGAUGCGUAAAAUAUCAUGCAUACAAGCAUGCGAUUGCAUGUGAAUGCGUUGGGGUAACGGUACCGGGUAAUAGAUACCCGCGUUAAGCCUACGCUCUAUUUCCUGAAUUACAUCUAUUUAUCUCUUAGAUAAUGGUCUGUUCAACAAUUGUAAAUGAAAAAUAGGUCCGAUAAAAUAAAAUUGUAUAAUUAUAAUGGGUUAGAUUUUAUGUACGGGAACUAUUUCUCUUCAUACAAAAUAAUGAAUAAUUUCGUUACCCCAUAUGAGGCCUCAUAAGUAAGGGUUAUUCUAUGUUUAGAACAUGAUGGAAUUUCCAUGAUUUGUGUGACGAGCCGAAUAUUGAUGUGUAAAAUUCAAAUUUUGGUGAGUGAGCGUAAUAAAAAAUAAUAUUUAAGUAACUAUGAUUUUUGUACGGGAACUGCUCGCAUGCCAGUAUGUAUUCUAGGUGAUUACAUUUUAUUCUUAUUUCUAACAUAAUUUAUGGAUAAACUUUUUCUAAAACUAUCGAGAAAACAGUUUGAUUAUAAGAAUAUGAUAUCAAUGUUGUUAAACAGCUUUUUUAAUGUGUUAAAUAAUUCAUAAUUUAACUGUCAGAUGUAGCAUGACAAUUAAUAUAUGAUUUAAGGAAUCAAUAAGAAAUGCUUUCAUAUCACUAACCAAUUAGAUUACCUGCAUGAUUUUUAUUUAAAAGUUGAACGAAAAAGGAGUUUAUUGCCAUAAAAGGUGUUUGACUCAAUUAAUUGUUAUUGUUUUCAUUUUCUAUUACAUUGAUAUAUUUAUUUAUUCAUGGACAUUGCAUGAUUUUUUUGAUACUGACUUAGGUGUUUUGUUUUUUUCAAAACAAUAUUUUUUGAGAGAGAUUUACAAAUUUUGACAGAACAGUUUUAAAGAUAUUUGUGAGAUGAUUUGUAUUGUAUUUUGUGCAUAUUUGUAUUAUGUAUAUAUUGUUGAACAAUUUGUUAAUCAAAUGAUGAUCUAUCAUUGUAUUGCCGAUUUAUUACAUCUGCUAUUGUACUUAAGUUAUAUUGCAGAUUGGUGUACAGUUGUAUGUAAAGUUAUAUUGUAGAUUGAUAGAUCUGCUGUUGUAUGUAAGUAGUAUUACAGAUUGAUCUACUACUGCAUAAAAGAGUUUGCACAUUGAUAGAUGUGCUGUUGUAUUUAAGUUAUAUUGCAGAUUGAUGUAUUGUUGGUGAGUUAUAUUGCAGUUAAAUGUAAGUAAUAUUGCAGAUUGACCUGCAGUUGUGUGCAAGUUAUAUUGCAGAUUGAUCUUCGAUUCUGCAAGUUAUAUGGCAGAUUGCUCUGCAGUUGUGAGCAAGUUAUAUUGCAGAUUGAUCUUCAAUUGUGCAAGUUAUAUGGCAGAUUGAUCUGCAGUUGAGUGCAAGUUAUAUAUUGCAGAUUGAUCUUCAAUUGUGCAAGUUAUAUGGCAGAUUGAUCUGCAGUUAUGUGUAAGUUAUAUUGCAGAUUGAACUGCAGUUGUGUGCAAGUUAUAUUGCAGAUUGAUAUUCAAUUGUGCAAACUAUAUGGCAGAUUGAUCUGCAGUUGUGUGCAAGUUAUAUGGCAGAUUGAUCUGCAGUUGUGUGCAAGUUAUAUUGCAGAUUGAUCUUCAAUUGUGCAAGUAAUAUGGCAGAUUGAUCUGCAGUUAUGUGUAAGUUAUAUUGCAGAUUGAACUGCAGUUGUGUGCAAGUUAUAUUACAGAUUGAUCUUCAAUUUUGCAAAUUAUAUGGCAGAUUGAUCUGCAGUUAUGUGUAGUUAUAUUGCAGAUUGAUCUGCAGUUAUGUGUUAUUUUGCAGAUUGAUCUGCAGUUGUGUGCAAGUUAUAUGCAGAUUGAUCUUCAAUUUUGCAAAUUAAAUGGCAGAUUGAUCUGCAGUUAUGUGUAAGUUAUAUUGCAGAUUGAUCUGCAGUUGUGUGCAAGUUUUAUUGCAGAUUGAUCUUCAAUAGUGCAAGUUAUAUAUGGCAGAUUGAUCUGCAGUUAUGUGCAAGUUAUUACACUGUAUUUGAGUUAUAUUGUAGAUUGGUCUUAUAUUGCAGAUUGAUAGAUCUGCCAUUUUAUGUAAGUUAUAAUGUAGAUUGAUAUGCUAUUUUAUGUUGACUAUUUAUAUUGACUUUAUGCCAUGUUUGUUAUGAAAAUGAUAGUUAUUGUUAAGUAUGUAUGAUGAAUUAAUUAUGUAUACAGUGUUAACUGGCAUUUCAUUAAGAUCUGAAAAAUGGUAUUAAACAGGUGUUUUCAAGUACCGGUAUCUUAUUCCCGGCAUUUAAAUUGAAAAGUUAUUGAAUAUUUCUGAAAUAAAGUCACUCGUGUUUAAAUCUAUUAUGCUUACUUUUAUUUUGAUAAAUGAAAUUUUGAGUUUAAAAACCAAAGAACAACUACUUCUGGUUGAAGAUAUACUAUGCUGAAGUAAAAUAUUUGUAUUGCAGAAAUUUAUUGCAAUCUAUAAAAUUCUUACUGAAUAUGUCAUAUUUAAUUAAAAGAACGUAAAACUAUAUAUUGGAAUCUUUCUUCCUUAUUACAGGUCAAAUAAAGCUGGUCCUUUCUAAAAAAUAUGACACUUUAUAUUGAAAGUGUGUCCACAAAUAGUGUGUAGGAUUUAAAGCAUAACAUAUCUUCUUUGUUUGAAGUCAAAACAUGUUUAUUUUAUGUUUUUAAAAAAAAACUGUGUAGCAAUUAUCAAUAUAUUCAAAUGUUGAGCAAGGUACAUGUAUAUCUUUAAUUGCUUUGUAGUAUUCCUUUCCAGGAACAAUUUUAUACUAUGUUAACACAACAAAUCUUACAAUGUAGGAAAAAUAAUAGUUUAAAGGGAGCAGUGACUUAGUGAUAACAGUGUCCGUGGGUUUGAGUCCAAAUUGCAAGAGAUUGUUAUGGCAGUCAAGCUUAGAAAGAAUUGAUGAAAGUAAUAGAUGAUGAUAAUCUAACAUUUAAGACAUACUAUGAUUGAAAAAAGUGUUCAUUGUGCUAAAUUUAUUCGUGGCAUGUCAGUAUCAUGUAUUAUUCUUGAUCUAUGUUGAAAAUAAAAUGUGCUAGAAUGUAAUAA